ACUCGGGGUUUUGCAGUAGUGGUGGCAGCCGCGGCAGGAUCCGGCACUGGGGAAGCAAUUGAUUCGCCUACUGCCAGCAGCCUGGAGUUGCCUGCGCGGACUGGAGAGGAAGAAAGAGAGAGAGAGAGAGAGAGAGAGAGAGGCACUCACAGAGCAAAAACCUUCAUCCAUGUGGAGGACAGGCUGAGGGAGCCGCUGUCUUUGCCUUGUCCACUGCCUCACUGACUGCUCUGAGUUUUCUCCUCUUCUGGCAGUGGCACCUCCGCUGAGCUUUCAAACCAAGUCAUUGAGACUUAGCCUCUUCCUACCCGGCAGGGAAGGGAGGAGUUGGCAAGAAUUUGGCUCACCCAUUCCCCCUGCAAUCCUCCAGUGUCGCGGAGCACGAGACUUCCGCCAUGACUGACACCGUGUUCAGCAACAGCUCUAACCGUUGGAUGUACUCCAGUGACCGACCCCUUCAAUCCAAUGAUAAAGAACAGCUCCAGGGAGGCUGGUCCGUCCAUCCCAGCGGUCAGCCCGACAGGCAGAGGAAGCAGGAAGAGCUGACCGAUGAGGAGAAGGAAAUCAUCAACAAGGUGAUCGCGCGUGCUGAGAAAAUGGAAGAGAUGGAGCAGGAGCGAAUCGGGCGCCUGGUGGACCGCCUGGAGACCAUGAGGAAGAACGUGGCUGGGGACGGGGUGAACCGCUGCAUACUGUGUGGAGAACAGCUAGGGAUGCUGGGCUCGGCCUGUGUGGUGUGUGAGGACUGUAAGAAGAAUGUCUGCACCAAGUGUGGGGUGGAGACCUCCAAAAACCGCCUGCAUUCUGUGUGGCUCUGCAAAAUCUGCAUCGAGCAGAGAGAGGUGUGGAAGCGCUCUGGAGCGUGGUUCUUCAAAGGUUUCCCCAAACAGGUCCUCCCGCAGCCCAUGCCUAUAAAGAAGAGCAAGCCCCAGCAGCCCGUCAGCGAGCCUGCUGUCCCCGAGCAGCCCGCCCCUGAGCCCAAGCCCGCUGUCCGGGCUCCAGCUCGAGCUGACACGGAAGAUAGGAGGGCCCCAGGUCAGAAGACAGGCCCUGACCUGGCCUCUGCUCCUGGGCGAGGAAGCUAUGGGCCUCCCGUGCGCAGGGCCUCCGAGGCACGAAUGAGCUCGUCUGGCCGGGAUGCAGAGAGCUGGGACCACGGCCCCAGCGGGGGUGCUGCAGACUCCAGCCGGAGCCCGGCAGGUUUGAGACGGGCCAACUCGGUCCAGGCCGCCAGACCCGCCCCAGGCUCGGUGCAGAGCCCAGUGCCACCUCAGCCGGGGCAGCCAGGACCCCCGGCAGGCAGCAGACCCGGUCCUGGGCCAGCGGGCCGCUUUUCAGAACAGAAGACAGAGGUGGCUCCGAGUGACCCCGGCUAUCCAGGGACCACUGCCCCAUCUCGAGAGGAGAGAACAGCGGGAGCUGGGGGCUACUCAGUGGCUGCAACCAGGGAGGACCGAGCGAGCCACCCGCCAGCACCCUAUUCCCAAGCAUCCGCAGCUGCCCCACAGCCUGCCAUGGCCCCUGCCCGCCAGCCACCACCCCCAGAGGAGGAAGAGGAAGAAGCCAACAGCUACGAUUCGGAUGACGCAACCACCCUGGGUGCCCUGGAAUUCAGCCUUCUCUAUGACCAGGACAACAGCUCCCUGCAGUGCACCAUCAUCAAGGCCAAGGGACUGAAGCCCAUGGAUUCCAACGGCUUGGCCGAUCCCUAUGUUAAGCUGCACCUCCUGCCGGGAGCCAGCAAGUCCAACAAGCUUCGUACAAAAACUCUGCGGAACACCCGGAACCCCAUCUGGAACGAGACCCUCGUCUAUCACGGCAUCACCGACGAGGACAUGCAAAGGAAGACGCUCAGGAUCUCUGUCUGUGACGAGGACAAAUUCGGCCAUAACGAGUUCAUUGGAGAGACCAGAUUCUCCCUCAAGAAACUGAAGCCCAACCAGAGGAAGAAUUUCAACAUCUGUCUGGAGCGAGUGAUUCCCAUGAAGCGCACGGGGACCACCGGGUCGGCCCGAGGCAUGGCGCUGUACGAGGAGGAGCAGGUGGAGCGAAUCGGUGACAUAGAAGAGCGUGGCAAGAUCCUGGUGUCCCUCAUGUACAGCACACAGCAGGGAGGCCUCAUCGUGGGCAUCAUACGCUGCGUGCACCUGGCCGCCAUGGACGCCAACGGCUACUCAGACCCAUUUGUCAAGCUCUGGCUGAAACCAGACAUGGGAAAGAAGGCCAAACAUAAGACUCAAAUUAAAAAGAAAACCUUGAAUCCCGAAUUUAAUGAGGAGUUUUUCUAUGACAUCAAACACAGUGACCUGGCAAAGAAGUCACUGGACAUCUCGGUCUGGGACUAUGACAUUGGCAAAUCCAACGAUUACAUCGGGGGCUGCCAGCUGGGGAUCUCAGCCAAGGGAGAGCGCUUAAAACACUGGUAUGAGUGUCUGAAAAAUAAGGACAAGAAGAUCGAGCGCUGGCACCAGCUACAGAAUGAGAACCACGUGUCAAGCGAUUAGGAUAGUGUCCGGGUCCCCAGCUCCAUGUCCCACCCCCUGCCUGGGUCACCCCCAGCCUGCCCAGCUGCCCACAGCACUCUGGUCUCUCUCCUCUAUGCCUACCUCCCCCCGGCCCCUGCUGCCUUCCCUGAGCCCGCCUUUGAGGCCCCCCUCACGUUGGGCACUGCUGCCAAAGACUCCUCCCUUCCCGACGCCGGGAUGUGGGCUCAGAACGACGCCCCUCUCUGGUCCCUGGGAUGGAGACCUGGGGUGGGGCCGGGGGGACGUUUACAAAGAGGUUGGGCAUUUAAUAACCUCUCAGCUUGGGUAAAUUUACAAAGGUUCUUCAUCAUUUGGGACUGUGUUUAGACCCUCCUGGCCUUGAGCACA
Lemur catta (Ring-tailed lemur) is the source of this 2873-nucleotide messenger RNA. It is a transcript of the gene RPH3A, whose product is annotated as rabphilin 3A. Gene Ontology annotation, molecular function: small GTPase binding. Bases 396 to 2504 code for a protein of 702 amino acids. Gene Ontology annotation, cellular component: membrane. Gene Ontology annotation, biological process: intracellular protein transport. The record is from RefSeq and is a predicted model, not a curated record. The transcript is spliced from 22 exons. Lineage: Eukaryota; Metazoa; Chordata; Mammalia; Primates; Lemuridae.